Messenger RNA from Drosophila nasuta, 1497 nucleotides. It is a transcript of the gene MRG15, whose product is annotated as mortality factor 4-like. Gene Ontology annotation, cellular component: nucleus; NuA4 histone acetyltransferase complex. Bases 91 to 1497 code for a protein of 468 amino acids. Lineage: Eukaryota; Metazoa; Arthropoda; Insecta; Diptera; Drosophilidae. The transcript is spliced from 4 exons. The record is from RefSeq and is a predicted model, not a curated record. Gene Ontology annotation, biological process: chromatin organization; regulation of DNA-templated transcription.
GAACUACAUACAGACAAAACUGUGCUGCUAACUUGCGCAAAUCAGCUGCGUCGCUUUGGCAAAUAUUUUCAAUCACACCAAAAAAAUAAAAUGGGAGAAGUAAAGCCUGUAAAAAUGGAUAAUUGGGCGCCAAGCGAUUCAGCAACAGUGUUUGCGGAUGGGGAGCGAGUGCUCUGCUUCCAUGGACCGCUUAUCUAUGAAGCUAAAGUGCUCAAAACAAAACCUGAAACUACGCCGGUUGAGUACUAUAUACACUAUGCGGGCUGGAGCAAAAACUGGGAUGAGUGGGUGCCUGAGAGUCGUGUGCUGAAAUACAAUGACGAAAACGUUAAGCGGCAAAAGGAAGUGUCACGACAAUACGGCGAACGUUCCAAAAAGGACAACAAAAAGGGCAAUGCAAAGACUAAGAAAAUGGAACAAGUGGGCAAUGAAUCGCGAGCCUCGACGCCGUCCAAAGAUGGCAACACAUCGCUGCCGCAUAAAGAAAGUGCUAACAGUAGCAGCUCAGCUACUUCAACACCCGUCAGUGCUGCCACUACGCCGGCAACUUCAACAACCAAAAAUGACAGCAGCAGCAACAAUAAUAGUAGCAGCAACACCACGACAACAACAACGACAACGACCACAACAAGUCGCAGCAAUCGCAAAUCCACACAGGCAGCAACACGUCCCGGCACACCAAAUGCUGACAACAACAGGAAAGAAGAUGCACCAGCUGCUACCGCUGCUGCUGACAGUAGCAAGCAAGAAGAGGAGGAGCCAAGUGCCGCGCCAGCAGCUCCGAAAACCAAACGCAUGAGCUCGCACAGCAGCAGCAGCAGCGACCAACAGCGGACAACAGCUUCGACAGCUAGCAAUGGUGGCGACGUAAGCGUGACAACAACAACAACCUCCCAACAACAGGCAACAACAGCUGCCUCUGCAGCAUCAGCAGCCACUGAGGCGCCUUGCGUGGAGAGCGAGGAAACGUAUACGGCUAAACUAGAGGUGAAAAUCAAAAUACCCGAUGAACUGAAGCAUUAUCUAACUGACGAUUGGUAUGCGGUGGUGCGCGAGCACAAACUUCUGGAACUGCCUGCGAAGGUGACGGUGCAACAGAUAACCGAACAGUAUUUGGCGCACAAAAAAUCGGUGAAGUCGACAAAUGCCAGCAAAGAGGUCGCCAUCAACGAUGUGCUCGAUGGCAUCAUAGAGUACUUCAAUGUAAUGCUUGGCUCCCAGUUGCUUUAUAAGUUUGAGCGCACUCAGUAUGCAGAUAUUAUGCAAAAGCAUCCGGACACGCCGCUCUCGGAGAUGUAUGGCUCAUUUCAUUUGUUGAGACUUUUUGUGCGUCUGGGUUCCAUGUUGAGUUACUCCGCUCUGGAUCAGCCAGCGAUGCAAACGUUGCUGUCGCAUUUACAUGACUUUCUGAAGUUUCUGGUGAAGAACAGUGCCAUGUACUUUAGUAUGUCGAACUUUAUCAAUGUAGAUCCGGAAUAUGUGCGAAAUGCUCAGUGA